This is a messenger RNA of Salpingoeca rosetta, 4046 nucleotides long. Its product is annotated as TKL protein kinase. The record is from RefSeq and is a predicted model, not a curated record. Lineage: Eukaryota; Choanoflagellata; Craspedida; Salpingoecidae. The transcript is spliced from 3 exons. Gene Ontology annotation, molecular function: protein kinase activity; protein binding; ATP binding. Gene Ontology annotation, biological process: protein phosphorylation. The coding region runs from base 15 to 4046 and encodes 1343 amino acids.
GCUUGAAGCUCAUCAUGAUGCGGGCUGCGCUGGUGGUGUUGGUUGUCGCAGCAGCAGCUGCAGCAGCAGCUGUGAUGACCGUGGCGGCGGCGGCGGCGGCGGCGGGGCCAAUGGCGCAUGAGGAUGGCGUGAUGUGCCAACAGGCCUUGCUGCAGCUCAACCUCACACACCAAGACCUGUCCACCACCAUAGCACAGCCAGCCACACUGUCGCCUGUGCAAAGGGUCGUUUUGGCCGCAUGCCAGCAGUCACAACAACAACAACUGCUACUGGAGGUUGCCGACUUCCACCUCCCACAACAGCAGAAGCAGGAGGAGGAAAGCAGCAGACCAGCCGCUGGGUCCAAGAACGAUAGCUACGCCAACACAGGUGAGCAUGACCACCACCAGGACGCCGCUGCUGAUCCGCUUUUGUACAGCAACCAAAGGCGCAGGCGCGAUGCUUCCACCAGCACAACAGCAGCAACGACCACCACCGCGGAAAACAUCGCCCAAACAACCCUCAACAACGGCUUGCCGUCCCCAUUAUCAACAAGCACGGCAAUGCCGCUGCCGCAGUUUCCCACGGGGUUCCCCGGACUACAGCCGACACCACCACCAUCACCACCGACUCCCGCAGGUUUCGUGGACGAAGUCCGGUGCACGCUGUCAAGCAUCGUGCAGACGUUUCGAUGUCACCCGCCAGCCCGCAUCCAGCCAGGCGCCAUCAGCUUCGUUAUUGUCUUCGACGACAUGUUUGCGGAAGGGUUUGUGGCCAGCCUGGGUCGUGGAGACUUGGACGUAACCCAGGUGACCGUGCUCACAGAAGCGAUCCAGCCGGCCUUUGUCACCUUCGAGGGCGUCGUGCGUGACGCCGAUCUGGACUGGGUCAUCGCCGCCGGUCGCUGGAACAGCACGAUUCGCGUGAACAUCCACGGCCUGCGCACACCAAGCUUUGCCCUCACCACGCUUAACCCGUUUGAGGGCCUGUUCCACAUCAACCUCAGUAACAACAGCCUCACGUCCAUCUCCCUCACCCUGCUGUCCACGCCUCGCAACCGCUUCCAUCGGCGCGAUAUCGUCUCCAUGCUCGACCUCUCGCACAACGCGCUCUUCGCCGUGCCGGUGAACGUCAUAUCUCAAUUGGAGCGCCUGCACACGCUCGCGCUGGACCACAACCAGAUCACGCGCCUGGGUGCCGGCACAUUCGACCGCUGCGAUGGGCUGGUCAAUCUGGGCAUCUCCAACAACUUCCUCUCCGUUGUGGAAGCGGGCGCCUUGCGCAACCUGCACCACUUGCGGGAGUUGAAAGUCAACGGCAACCUCAUCACCCAACUCAACACACGGCUCCUGGACCCGGACCUCGGCUACCUGUCCCAGCUCGACGUCAGCAACAACCCCUUACGCGUCGUCGCCGCAAAUGCUUUCGCGCACGCCCCGAAACUUAUUCUCCUCACAAUCUCCCACGCCACCAUCGACCACCUCCCAGCCACCCUGUUUGACCCGCUGACUACCGUCAUGAACCUCGACCUCAGCUUCAACCGCAUCUCGUCACCCCCGCCGAACGUUUUCUCCAGGCUCUCCCAGCUGAUCACCCUCAAUCUGGAAGGCAACGGGCUGACGGAGGUGCACCCCGCCCUCUUGCGCAACACCACGCGCCUGCGCGCACUCAUCCUCUCCUCCAACAAGCUCACCUCCCUUCCACCGGGCGUUUUCGCCACCGUGCCGCGCCUCAAUGCCGUGCACAUGUCCCACAACCGCUUGACCUCGUUUGACGAGCGCGUGCUCGGUACACUCACGCAGGGCUUUCGCUUCCACAUGCGAGACAACCGCCUCACCACCUUCCACAUCACCAGCACCACUGUCUUUGACAUUGACAUUGGCGACAACCCGUUUGUGCGCGUGCCUGACAUCUCGUUCAUCCCGGGGCUGUCCUCGCUUCGCAUGUCCAACCACCACAUUCGCACCCUCAACAUCUCCAAGGUCCUCGUCUCCAACACCAUGCGCACGCUGGAGAUUGGGGCCGCACCGCACAUCGCCGAUGCCCGGCUGGUCGUGGAUGAAGGCGCCCUCGCUGUCAUCCGUGACAGCCAGCUUGUCAAUCUUGACGUGUCCAACAUGCACGUGCCUACAAGCUUCUGGCCGCUGCUGCGAAACACGGACGCCCGCCUGCGCCUCCUGUUUGUGGGCUGGCCGGGGCUCUCCGAGACCACGCUUGACCUGCGCGAGGUGUGCGAUGUGCUGCUGCCCAGUGCGUCACACCUUGCCAUCACCAACACCAACUACCGCUUCAUCAGCGUGUGCAACGACCACGCCAUCAACACGCUCUCCCUCCAGCAGAACCGCAACCUGCGACUCUUGCAUGUGCCAGGGCCCGUGACCCAACUCAACGUCAGCGGCUGCACACACCUGACCAACCUCACUGUGCCGUCUGCCCGCGUGCUUGACAUCAGUGAGACGAGCAUCCCGUUCUCGCCCAAGCUGUGUGACACAUGGGGCAGCACCAUGUUGCUUGCACGCAACCUGAUCAGCACAGGCUUGCGCGACAGGAACAACAUCACCCACCUGCUCCGCACGUGCCUUGCCCGCGUGGACCUCCUUGACCUCUCUGGCAACGCGUGGCUGGACAAACCGUCCAUUGUGCACGACGCAGCGAAUGACGCAACCGUCAUCGGCAAGGGCCAGUUCCUCAGAGAAAACCUUCGCAGCAACUUCCCCGCACGCUCCCAGGUCAUCACGCUCAACACGGAGGGCACGCCCAUUGGUUGCAUCAUUGCAUUGGAUAAUGUGCGGGGGGCCCGCCCGCCUGGGCACGUGCAGGCGACGGAGCUGGCGUACGCGCUUGACUGCAGCUGCCGCACGCAAUUCAGGCUGGACGGCGACGAGUGUGUUCCGGACGUGCUGACCACGGGCCAGGUGGCCGGCAUUGCAAUUGGCACGCUACUCCUUGGGCUGGGGCUCGCCUUUGGGUCGCUCACGCUGUACAGGCGGUUCCGUGCAGGCAAGAUGCUGCGGCGGCUGCUGCUGACGGAGAACGAGCUGCAGAAGCGCCUGAUUGAGGAGAAGGACGAGGAGGUGAUGGCGCUGAAGAAGGCGUGGGAGAUUGGGCACGAGGAGCUGGCGUUUGUGCGGCGCAUUGACGCGGGCUCCGAGGGCGCCUUUGGCGAGGUCUGGCUUGCGAGCUGGGACACGGUCAUGGUGGCGGUGAAGGUGCUGAGGCAGAGCAUGAUGGCGUUUGACGAAGGCACGGUGGUUGAGUUUGAGAAGGAGGUGGAGUUUCUGCAGCGGACACGGCACCCGCACGUGGUGCGAUUCUUUGGCGCGGGCACAGACCCCAACGGCAGCCCGUUCCUGGUGCUGGAGUAUGUUGCUCUUGGAUCCCUCAACUCCAUGCUGCAGAAGCAAGACUUUGACGCCGUGCUUUCACGAUACCAGUCUCAACAACGCGCCAGCCAGGGCAGUGACACUGGUGACGGUGCUGUCGCCAUUGGUGGCGGUGCCGUUGCUGGUGGUGUGGGCGAGUUGAAGAGUGGAUGGGAGUUGAAGGUUCGUUUGGCGCGCGACGUCUGCGCAGGCAUGGCCUUUAUCCACAGCCUCGGCCACAUCCACAGGGACCUGAAGAGUGGCAACGUGCUCGUGUCGACCAGUUUGAGGGCGAAGAUUGCGGAUUUCGGAUCCAUUCGGCAGUGCCUGCUGAAUAGCAGCGCAGCGCAGGCAACAACGCCCAUGUCCGGGGAAAUGGAGAAGACGGGUGGCGGCAGUCGCGGUGGUGGCGACAUUGAGUACACGACACAAGCCGGCACCACCACAAUGCACCUGACAAUGACGGCUGGCGUGGGCACGCCGCUGUACAUGGCACCGGAAGUGUUGGCUGGUGGGCAGUAUGACGCCAAGGCGGACGUGUUUAGUUUUGGCGUGCUGAUGUGGGAGGUGGCGACACAGCGCACCCCCGAUUUGAUUGCGCAGGAAAAGGGGAGCAACUUCCGUGGCCCACUCUUCACAACGCUGCUCACGUUACUCGAGGCCGGCAAGCGACUCACCUUCAAAGGUGCACGGGACCAGCUAUGA